UACAUUGGCUACAGACGAAAACUUGUACUUUUUGUUGUUUAAGUGUGGAAAUCAACCUAUUUUUACUGUUAUCGUUGGUAGAUAGUUAACUUAAUGUUGGCUAAUGUUUAUAUAAUAGUGCCUGAUAGGCUCAUUCAUUCUUUCAUUCAUCUAACGAGGGUAAAGUGAAGUCAUGCCCAGUGACAGUAAGUUCAAGAAGUACUUUAUUAAGCCUAAACCCAUUGUGAUGGAUGAGGAGAUUCUGAAGGAGGCCAUAGUGGAGCAAACCACUCAAGAUAAGGCCGGGAAUGUUGUCCAGGCGGAGGGAAUCCACUUCGAGGAAAUCCUUCAACUACUUCUGGAAAACAGAAACAUUGGGAAGAUCGACCACUUAUGGGACUUCACAUCCUUGACCAGACUGGAUUUGAACACCAACGUCAUCGAGAAGAUUGAGGGCCUGGAUCGUCUGGUUAAUCUGACCUGGCUAAAUCUCUCUUUCAACCACAUAGAGAAAAUUGAGGGUCUGGAGUCUCUGCGGAAGCUUGAAGUGCUGAAUUUGUCUAAAAACAACAUUUCUGUCAUUGAAAACAUGGACACACUUGAGAAACUCACUAAUUUCCUAUUUGCAAAAAACCUCCUUGGACAGUUGGACAACGUGCUCUAUCUCAGGAAGUUCAAGAACCUGUUCAGCAUCAACCUAUCUGGAAACCCUGUCUCUGAGGAGGAAGAUUACAAAUAUUUCAUCGCAGCCUACUUUCCAAACUUGAUGUGCCUCGACUACAGAUUAAUUGACGAGAACACAAAAAAAGAAGCAGCGAUUAAAUACCAAUAUGUCUUGGAGGAGUUGAGACACAAGGAGCUGCAGCAGAAACAAGCUGAAGAGGCCGAGCAAAGACGCAAAGCUGAACUCAAACUACACACGGAUGCCUUUGUGGAGUUCCUGAACGGCCCUCAGCUGUUUCAGAGCAUGAUUGAAGACGAUCCAGAGGCAGAGACACUACAAUGUGUGCCUGAAUUGGCUCAUCUGCGUCAAGCAUUUGAGCAGCAGAUUGUGGAGCAGUGUGUGCAGUUAUUUGAAACAGGUUUGUCUGAACACAAGCGGAGAGAGACGGAGGUGAAGUCCUUCUUCACUGGUCACAGUCAGGCUGUGACUGGUUACCAGCAACACGCUGCACACAUACUGGCACAGUCUGAGCAGCAACACAAAGAGAGGAUAGCCGAGCUGCAGCAGUUAUCAGACACAGACCAGCUGAAAGCCACCAUCGACCACUGCAACGAAGAAACCAGCAAACUCUGUGCCAGCCUCAUGGAGCUGGAGUUUCAGCUGGUCAGCCAGCUGGAGGAUAUCAUCAAGAAGUUGGACAUCAGCAUCUCAGAGAUGGUUGGCAACUUCAUUGAAACCGCUAAGGGAAUAUUUGAGCAAUGUCAAGAUCUGGAGGAUGAUUAUCAUGAGAAGGUGAGACAGAUCUGUGUGGCGACUCUGGAGAAAGUUGCUCAGGAGAAGCUGGACUGGCACAUGACAGAUGAGGUUCAGAUGUUGUUUGAAGAUAAAGACACAGUGAUGGACGCUCUGGACACCAGCCAUGAUAACCACCUGCUGAGGAUCAAUGAGAGAGAGACUCAGCUGGUUUCACGUGCUGAUGCCUGGAAAGUGGCUCUACUUAAAGAGAUUGAAGACAAUGAACUUAAGAGGAACCGAACACGCAUCUCAGACAUCCAGAGAUAUGUGGACCAUCUGAGGGAGCAGCUGGAGGAGUUCUUGUAGCACCAUCUGUCAAACAUUUACCCCCAAAAUGUUUAUGAAUGGGGUUUUAGAAAAAGAGAAAACACAACCUGACUGGACAACAAUAACACAUUUAUUUGUAUUAAAGUAAAACUAUUUGUCUUUUAUGAUUUCUAUAUAAUAUGUUUUGUACACAAUAAAAAAUCUUAAGAAAUA
This is a messenger RNA of Centropristis striata (black sea bass), 1918 nucleotides long. RefSeq names its product dynein regulatory complex subunit 3 (gene drc3). Gene Ontology annotation, molecular function: protein binding. The transcript is spliced from 13 exons. The coding region runs from base 173 to 1744 and encodes 523 amino acids. NCBI's taxonomy places the organism in Eukaryota, Metazoa, Chordata, Actinopteri, Perciformes, Serranidae. The record is from RefSeq and is a predicted model, not a curated record.